AACUUCUUCUUCCCAACUUAGCCAUUCAUGGUGACUGACAAGUCAUGAUAAUUUUUUAUAAAACAAAUAGUUAUUCGCAAUGGACGAUUCGUUUUUCGGUUUUGAUACAACUACAAGUAUACCGGAUGAUGAUGGCAGCGACGGGCGAAUCGCUGAGCCCCCGGAAGAAGAGUACGACGCCCUCAACGACGAGACGUUCGGCUCUGCCAUAAACGGCGAUUGGGAGGAAGCCCACGAAACGCUUGUCCUACUUGGCGGCAACGGCGAAAAAGCUCGCAAAGACUUUACAGAUCAUGACUCUAGCGGUAACGGUGCUUUGCUUAAUCGGCAACAGCAAUUGCCGUUGCGUGGGUUUCAGAGCGGUAGCAUCGACGACUUAGACUUGGAAUUAAAUUUAUCAUCAAUAAAAUUAGACGAUGUAGAUUUAAGUACGUUCGGUGAAAGCGAUGGAAGCAAUCGCAUUAACUUGGACUCUGGCGUUUGGACUACCCAACCCUCCUUCCCCUUGCCCAGCAAUCAAAAUCUUUUUCGAGACAACUUUCGCAGCGCAUUUAAGCCCCAGCCGCAGGCAGACGCAUCCGCAGCCGUAAUGGCAAUCACGCAAAUAAAGCCACUGCAGGAGGCGAACGCCAAUUUUGGGAUACCGCCGAUGCCAACAGCGGCGACAGCUAAAAUCACAACACUCGAAGACAUUGAACGUAAUCUGAUCAUACAACAGGCAGUGCCCAAACAACAACUACAUCAGCAGCAUCCACAGCCUCUGCCCCAACAGGAUUUGAAUUUAAUCAAUCGGCAGCAUUUGGUGUCAACGGCAACAUUAGCCCAACACCAACAACAGCUACAAAAGCAACCGCCGCAGCACAAGGCACCUCCUGGAUUUUUAGCCACGUCUCAAACGCCGCCGCCAAGGCCAAAUAUAGGUUUUCAUGGUCCACAUCAGAUGGGCGGAUCCAGCGCAGGGCCGGGUCUAAUGCCCACGCCGCAGCCACAGCAUCAACAGCUAAAUGGAAUCAGUGGGAAUCGUGCGCCGCCAGGAUUUAUGUAUCCAACUGGCCUAGCUACGAACCUGCCGCAGCAUCCCCUAUUGCAGCAGCAUGUUUUGCCGCCCAAUUUUCCUCGUCCACUGCCAAAUCCACAUCUGCCCACGGCGCUCAACAACUUUGCCAUGCAUCCCAGCUUCAAUGCGAUGCGCGCCGUUGGCUUGCAUUCAGCGGCCUACAUGCCUGUGUUGCCGCCCCGCCUGCCGCCACACAAUCUGCUUAAUCAGCAACCCAACUCGAUGUACAACAUGUUUAACAUGCGACUGGUUCAGGAAAUUCAGCAGAACCAUCCGCUGCUGCAGAACGCGGCAGCUGCUCGCCAGCAGCAGCAGCUCAGCCGACCCGGCGAUCGCCAAAAGCAGCAGCAGCUGCUUCCGCAGCAGAUGCAGCAGCAACAACAACAGCAACAGCAGCAAAUGAACCGUUACGGCGGUAACCUGCCUCAGGAGGAGUUCGACGAAUAUGCAAAUCUGAUGAGUACGCGAGACAAGCAUUGGCUGAUUGGCAUCCAGCUGUCACAGCUGAACACGGACACUCCGUACAUUGACGACUACUAUUACACGGUGUACAGGGAGCGCAAGAACGGACAGGUUCGUCACAGUCAGGCACACAAGGACAACCAGCUGAAUCAUCCACUGACGCAGCCGCGAGGUCAUGCGCAGCUCAUUCUGGUUCAGUUGGGCAACAAAAAUGGCUCUCGCAACGGGCAACAGCAUCGCGAAAGACGCAACUCGGACAACACGAGCAGCAGCAACACCAGCGGCAUCACAAACAGUGGCAACAACAGCAACAUCCUCUCUGGAUAUGUGUUCUCUCCCCUAAAGUUUGAAAACUCUCUGGGCAAGUUGCAGUACGGAAGUGUGACGGCGCCCCGCAAGAUAAUUGAUGCUGAGAUCAUGGGCAGCGACAGCGCAACCACGGACAAUACUGGGUCAGCAUCGUCAGCUACUAGGCAGAGCUCCGAUAAAAACAAUGAGGGCCAACCCGAGGUGGUGCUUGUGCCGAGCAGCAUGCGGAAGUCGCGACAUAUUUUGCUGCACAUAGAGACCCUAUAUAGGUAUCUGCUCAAGUUGGAGGACCUAGAGAGUCCGGAGGUAAUGGCAACCAUUAUAUUGAAGAAGAAGAAGGAGAGCGAACGCAUUGCCGCCGUGGAGCAACUCGAGAUGGCGAAUAAAACGCCCGAAGAGCGAGCGGCUGAGGCGAAUAAUCCACAAAGCAUGAAUCCAGCGCUUAAGAACAAAUUCAACUAUGAAAUUGAGCCGCGCGAUGUUUUAGUGAGUAAGCUGAAAGCCGGCCUCACUUUCAAUAAGGUUGUAUCGAUGAUGAACGUGCGCAAGGGCAAGAUACUAUUACGCCGCAUAAUGCCAUUUAUUGCUGAUCAGCCGAUACGUUGGACAGUGUGGAGCGGAGUGUUCUGUUCACUGCAAAAUGUUGUUAAGAAAGAUCGAGAAGAUGUGGACGGUUGUCUCUUUGCGCUUUAUCCGGAAUUCAAAAAUCAAAUACAUGAAGCGAAUUUAGAAACAAUUAUCAACAUUUCAACUGCGUUUACCAUGACCGAUAAAAAGAUGUCGGGCAUUUUCUGUAGUCGCUUUGGCAUUCUGUCGCUUGUCGGAUUGAUACUACGCGUAGAGGCGAUCUACGUUUCAAACACCGACUCAACGCUUACCGAGGAGAGCCGACAAAAGUGGCGUGAGUUUCUUGCGCAGGUUGCAUCCUGUCUUAAUCGCACCAUUCAGAAUCAAACCAUCUCGGCGGCUAUUGAGUCAGAUGCGAUUCAACCAAUGAUGAAUCACUUUGCGCGUUUCAAAGACUUGAAACUAGAUGCGCUUCUAGCUUUAAUUACGCAAGCUAAACAUCAAAUUAAUUAAACGCAGGCAUUAUUCCUUUUUUUUAAACUAAUUUUGGGAUGAGAAAGUCAUAAUAGAAAAUAACAAAAACUCCCAUGUAUGAGGUCUGACAUUAAUGUCUUAUUCAGCAGUUAAUAUAUAUGUUUAAAAAAUGCAUUGUGCUGUAUUGUUUGAUUUUACAUAUACAUUAUGAGAAACGCGCACAAUUUGUAAAAGAAAUUCAUUCACACACACACAUACAUGUACAUAUAUCACCAGCAGAGCUCAUAUAUAUAAUGAAACGCGAAACAAAAUAUAAAAGUACUCGUAAAAAUUAGUUAACCAUGUAAGCAACUGCAAAAACAACAAACAAAAAUUAACGUUGUUUUCAUCAAACGUAUUUGUUCACUUCAAGGAUCCAAAUACUUUGUUAUGGCAUUAAAGAUUUUGCUCAUUGUAUAUAUGCCAUUCUGUAUUUAAUAGUGAAUGAUUGUCGACAUCUAUAUUUUAUUGAGACCUGUUAAAUUGUUUACUUGGCUGAUUUUCAUAAGUUACAUUUGUGAGUAAUUCAAAAUUGCCUAUAAUUAAACUAUUUCAAAUUUAAAAUAUACAUAUAUAUAUACAUAUAUUUAUUGUACUUUUGACAAUUUAAUGAAUUCAUUUUAAUUUGUUCCACUCUUUCAUUAUUUAUGUCAAAUUUUUAUUAGUAACUUUUUAUCUAAUUUUGGUACUUUGUAAAUAUCAGACUUGAAUUGCAUUGGAGAAUGUAUUUUUUUUUUGUUUUUUUAUGAAUUAAAUUAAGGUAAACCCCUUUAAACACAAUGCAACGUUGUCUCACAUGCAUACAAUUUUAUAUAUAUAUAAUAUAUACAUAAAAGUUUCUAUUACAACAAAUAUUCAAAAUUGUGAUACAUUUUGUGUAUUUAAAAGAGCCUAAAAUGUAAGCAGAAUUGUAACAGCACAUAAUUGCUCAUUUCUGUUUUUUUUAGAAAUAUAUACAAAAAGAAAAGCAACAAAAAAACACGGACUAAAUUUGUUUUCAACCUCCGUCAUUCUCUAAACUGACAAAUCUUUUUAGAUGAUUUAUAUUUGUAUCUAUUUCAAUAAUUUAAACACGAGUAUCGAUUUGUAUGUGUUUUUCGUGUCAUACUUUAAGUUUCAUUUACUUUAAUUACGUGCUUCUUUAUUCAUUUUUAUAACUCGAUUCAUUUUUAAGAAGAAAGAAAGAAAGAAACACUUAUAGGUCGGCUUUUCACAAUUAAAUUACAGAUUAAGUGGAUGAUAUAUUGCGUAUGAUACAAUAGGUAUGAUGCAUAUUUGCGUAUACUCAUGUAUUUAUAGCACCAUGAUGUUUAAGGAAUACAUUUUUUAAUCUUUAUAAAAACAGAUCAAAGCAAAUAAUGUACUUGGCGUGAAAUAUUAUUAAGAAAACAAAAAUCUUAUCAUUUGUCACAUUCAAUAAAUAAAUAUUUCUAUUAAAUAA
This is a messenger RNA of Drosophila mojavensis, 4349 nucleotides long. RefSeq names its product protein PAT1 homolog 1 (gene Patr-1). The transcript is spliced from 5 exons. Lineage: Eukaryota; Metazoa; Arthropoda; Insecta; Diptera; Drosophilidae. The record is from RefSeq and is a predicted model, not a curated record. Gene Ontology annotation, cellular component: P-body. Gene Ontology annotation, molecular function: RNA binding. The coding region runs from base 80 to 2908 and encodes 942 amino acids. Gene Ontology annotation, biological process: deadenylation-dependent decapping of nuclear-transcribed mRNA; P-body assembly.